AUGCGAGGUUCGCAAACCAUCUUCGUUCUCGGGGCACCGCUUCUAACUACUGUUAAUGCCGAGUCUCUUCCAGCUGGAGUAGCCCGCGAUAUCUCAGAGUUCAGAGACAAACAUCCCUACGCUCCACCUAAGCAUAAACAUCGUGAAAUCGUCCGGAUUCGUGCAUCCAAGAAUGACACAGACGAUGUGUCGGAUGAGUUCAAGAUGGGCGUACGGAAAGCCAAUGGCGGAGGCACGUUGCAUCUAACCAAGGGAAAGACAUAUAUCAUUGGUAAAGCUCUAGACUUGACCGGGCUUGAGGACAUUCACAUCCAUCUCGAGGGUGAGAUCAGAUUUACGGAUGAUGUUGAGUACUGGCAAGAGAAUGCCUUGUACCAUCCCUUUCAGAAAUCGAUCAUGUUUGGAAGUGGGGAGGAAAAGACAUUAAAAUUUACGGCAAUGGUACAACGGUGGUGGAAUGAGUUCGAAUCUGGAACUGGCUCCAUUCUGAUCCCAAACAACAAAUAUUACCGCCCAAUCCUCUUCUACGCCGAGAACACGACUAACCUCGAUGUCUCGGGUAUCCAUUCAAAGACUCGCCUUGCUGGAACAACUUCAUCUAUUAUCCCCAAGAACACGGAUUUCAUGAAUACCAUGAACACCUCAACUUUUAGGAUAGAGAGGACCUGGGUGAACAUCGAUGACGUCUGUUUCUCACCGAAGCCGAAUAGCUCAGAUCUUUAUGUUAAUACCAUGUAUUGCAACGGCACGCAUGGACAGUCUAUGGGCUCUCUGGGACAGUACAGGGGCGAGGUCUCUAACGUCUACGAUGUGCACAUUGAGAAUGUUUGGAUGAUGAAUGGGGACUACUCGGCAGCUCGUAUCAAAGUUUGGGCUGGCGAGGAAACCGGCACAGGAUUCGUGAACAACGUAACCUUCAAAAACUUCUGGGUCGCGCGCAUGGACUACGGCAUCUUCCUCGACUCAUGCUACUUCAACAUCUCCUCCGAAGAAUGCAACGCUCACCCAUCGGAUAUGAAAAGUCACCAACAUAAAUUUCGAGAACUUUACUGGGAUGCUGUUUGUGCAAACAUCACUGUCAAAGACUUCGAUGUCCGGACGCCAUGCGGGAAAGAGCCUGUCAUUAUUUGUGAUGGGAUGGACGGUGAUAUUGGCGUUGAUUGUGUGCCGUAUGAUAGUGAUGAGGCUAAAGCGGCACUGAAGGCAAAGUGUACGACUCCGAUGGCAGCGAUUGAUACAGAUCCGUGGGGCAAUGGACUCAUUGAGAAGAAGAAAGGAGCCUUUCAUCCACAGUAG
Messenger RNA from Fusarium verticillioides 7600, 1296 nucleotides. RefSeq lists its product as hypothetical. Gene Ontology annotation, molecular function: polygalacturonase activity. The coding region runs from base 1 to 1296 and encodes 431 amino acids. Gene Ontology annotation, biological process: carbohydrate metabolic process. The record is from RefSeq and is a predicted model, not a curated record. NCBI's taxonomy places the organism in Eukaryota, Fungi, Ascomycota, Sordariomycetes, Hypocreales, Nectriaceae. The transcript is spliced from 9 exons.